Molecule: messenger RNA, 2157 nt
Organism: Eimeria tenella
Lineage: Eukaryota; Apicomplexa; Conoidasida; Eucoccidiorida; Eimeriidae
Exons: 7
Coding region: 1-2157 (718 amino acids)
Biological process (GO): protein localization to membrane
Cellular component (GO): membrane
Source: RefSeq, a predicted model, not a curated record
AUGGCGUCUUUCUCGGCGGGCUACGCUGCGUUGAGUCUGAGCGCUUUGCUGCUGCUAUUUUUUGGUCUGUCUUCGCUGCCGGCGUUUUCGCCGACGUGGUGGCUGCCUGCUGCUACGGGGGGCCGCGCAGCAGCAGCGGCAGCAGCAGCAGCAGCAGCAGAGGAGCCCGGGCGCGUGUCCCUGGCCUACAGCAAAACUUGGCCCGAAAGAAACCCCACAGAAACUUAUGACUUUUACUCUCGAGUUUCUUUAUGCCGUUCUUUUCCCUUGACUUAUUUUUCUUUGUCUUUGGGAGAAGCUUUGCGGGGGCAGCGCUUAGUUGCUGCUCCUUAUCUUCUCAAAAUCCCCAGCUGCAGCGAAUUCGCUGCUGCUGCUGCUGCUGCUGCUGCAACUGCUGCAGCGGCGGCUCCUGCUGCGCCGCCCCCUUCCGCUGCGCUGGGGACGCCGGAAACCGGCACGGACGCCCGCAGCAACGACAGCAGCAGCUACAGCAGCAGCAGCAGCAACAGCAGCAGCAGCAGCAGCAACGGGGAGCCGCCGUCGACUUCUGCGCUGCAAAAUGGGGAGCCGCCUGGGGCUAUUUCCCCGCAGCAGCAGCAGCAGGAGCAGCAGCAGGAGCCUGACAGAGCAGCAGCAGAAGCAGCAGCAGCAGCAGCAGCAGCAAUUCGACAGGGCCCGUUUGAACUAUGCCGCAUGCAGCUAACAGAAGCAGCACUUGAAGACUUGAGAGUUUUAAUUGAUAAUAACUUUUUGGUGGAAAUGUAUGCAGAUGGAAUUCCCCUGUUUUACCCCGUGGGCCUCAGAGGCUACGAGACUGUGCAGCCGCAGCAGCAGCAGCAGCAGCAGCCGCAGCAGCAGCCGCAGCAGCAGCAGCAGCAGCAGCAGCAGCAGCCGCUGCAACAGCAGCAGGAGGUGGACUCGUUGUCGCUACCGCAGCUGCGCGUGACUCACAAACUUACAACAAAUCUGCACUUCAUUUUUGCUGUUAAUGAAGGUGCUGUUGUUGCUGCUGCUGCUGCUCCGGGCUUUUCCCCAGAUGGCUCUGUCCCGCCUUACACAGACAUCACUGACUCCCUCGAGACAGGGACUCGCGAGCUGGUGUUUACGUACAGCGCAGAAUGGCACAACCGGCCUGACAUUCCGACUCACCUUCGGCUGUACGGACAGCUGGCUUCUCCGUUCUUUUCGGGUGCAGCAGCAGCAGCAGCAGCUGCUGCUGCUGCUGCUGCAGCAGGACGCCGCAGAAAUGAAGUCGAUGUCCACUGGCUAGCCCUCGCCAACUCUUUUCUUUUUGUUGUUGUUGCUUUGUGUCUCCUCAUGUUUAUUCUCAUUCGCAUGCUGCGAGCGGAUUUCGCCAGGUACACUUUUGCUGCUGCUGCUGCUGCUGCUUCUGCCGCUGCAGUUGCUGUUGCAGUUGCUGCGGUCUGCAGCGCUGCUGCCGCACUGCACCGCUGCUGCACUGCUGCUGUUUUGCUGCUGCAAGCGACUUCCGGGUGCUGCAAUAGUGGCUGCUGGAACAGCUGCUGCAUCACUUGCUGCUGCUGCUGCUGCUGCUGCAGGAUGCUGCUGCCGCAAGACGAGGAAAUGGCGAGUAUUGCUGCAGAUGAGACAGGUUGGAAGCUGCUGCAUGCAGAUGUCUUUCGGCCUCCGCCGCAGCGCAACAUUUUGUGUGUCUUCUUGGGCAGCGGUUUGCAGCUGCUGCUGGUGUCUUUUCUUUCUUUUGCUGCUGCUUCUUUUGCUGCUCUUUUCCCUCGAGCCUCUUUUCUUUCCUUCAUGCUCGUCGGCUACCUCCUCACCUCCUUUGUUUGCGGGUUCGUAAGUGUUAACUUGUACACGAAGCUGGGAGGAAACCGUUGGGCCUGGAACAUCGUCUCCGCCUGCGCCAUCUUCAUGUUCCCCGCCUUCUUCGUGUGUUUGACUUUAAAUGUGGUUUCGGCUUUAACGGGAUCCACAGCAGCACUUCCUCUCAGCAGCGCCUUUGCCCUUCUCGCCUGCUUCUUCUUCGUAACAGUCCCGCUGACCAUUUUUGGAGGCAUUUGGGGCCGCCGCAGAGCCCUGAAGCAGCUGUCCACGGGCAGAGCUUUUCCCUGCAGACCUGGCGGCGCCAACCCCCUGUUGUCUUUGCUGCUGCUGAAUCUCUUGUUUUUUCUUUUCUAA